AUCCUUUGAUCCUUUGAUGCAGGACUCUAGAACCCUGCUGUCUGUCUGAAGGCUGGAAGUUCACCUCAGAACCCAACAGAGCAACAUUAACUCGCAUCGACUUCACACAAGAAGGAUCUACUACAGAGACAGUCUAUUACAGACCACUACAGUCUACCACAGACCACUACAGUCUACUGCAGACCACUACAGUCUAUUGCAGACCACUACAGUCUAUUACAGACCACUACAGUCUACUGCAGGACACUACAGUCUAUUGCAGACCACUACAGUCUAUUACAGACCACUACAGUCUACUGCAGGACACUACAGUCUAUUGCAGACCACUACAGUCUAUUGCAGGACACUACAGUCUAUUGCAGACCACUACAGUCUACCGCAGUCCACUACAGUCUACUACAGACCACUACAGUCUACUGCAGUCCACUACAGUCUACUGCAGUCCACUACAGUCUACUACAGACCACUACAGUCUACUGCAGACCACUACAGUCUACUGCAGUCCACUACAGUCUAUUACAGACCACUACAGUCUACUGCAGACCACUACAGUCUACUGCAGUCCACUACAGUCUACUGCAGUCCACUACAGUCUACAGUCUUUUUCUGCAGACAGUGCCAUGGAAAGAACAACCAACCCAGCAAACGGGGUUAGAUUUGCUGGCACUCCUCCUCGCUGGGACUUCUAUCGUAUGCGACAGGAUCUGUUUCAUGCUCAGCGGGUGAUCUGGCACCUGAAAGGACAGAUACACGGCUUGUUGCAGCAGAACAAGAAGUCACUGGAUGGAAAGGCCAACAGCGAUACACCAGAUAUAAGACACGAGACCAUCUCAUAUUAUGAGUCCCAGAUCUUCUCCCUCAAGAAAAGUCUCCGAUUCCGGGUGAACCAGGUGAAUUUCAUCCAGCACAGGAGCCAGAUGGAGUACGACACGCUGGCAGCGAGACGGGCGGCAGAGAACCAAAAACUGUCAGAGCAGCUGCGGAGCAGAGAAGCUGAAUUCCUCCAGGCCGAGAAAGCCUGGGAGGCCAAAUACAACGCUCUGGAGGAGCAAUUCAGGAAGCAGCUGGCCGAGAAAGACCCGAGCCGGGAAACCAGUGAGACACAGCUGGAGGAGAACCAGGAAACCGGUGCAGCACAGCUGGAGGAGAACCAGGAAACCGGUGCAACACAGGUGGACCAGAGUCGGGAAACCAGUGCAACACAGCUGGAGGAGAACCAGGAAACCGGUGCCACCCAGCUGGAGGAGAACCAGGAAACCGGUGCAACACAGGUGGACCAGAGUCGGGAAACCAGUGCAACACAGCUGGAGGAGAACCAGGAAACCGGUGCCACCCAGCUGGAGGAGAACCAGGAAACCGGUGCGACGCAGCUGGAGGAGAACCGGGAAACCGGUGCCACCCAGCUGGAGGAGAACCGGGAAACCGGUGCAGCACAGCUGGAGGAGAACCGGGAAACCGGUGCGACGCAGCUGGACCAGAGCCAGGAAACCGGUGUGAUACAGGUGGAGGAGGAGGAGAAGAAAGAUGUGGAGGAGCUCCGUCUGAAUAUGAAGGAGAAGAAAGGAGGUUUCUGGUCUCGUAGGACGUGGAUGAAGACUGGACAUACAAAGGUGGAGGAAGAGAAAAAUAAAAAAGACAAGAAGGAGAUGAAAAGAAAAGAAAAGGAGCAGAAGAAGGAGAUGAAAAGAAAAGAAAAGGAGCAGAAGAAGAAGAAGAAAUAAGAAAAGGUUUCUGGCGUUGGGUAUUCUCAGCUGGUGGAGUAGGCUGCUGGGUGUUCGGCUCAGACCGGACAACAGUAGCUCCCUCUUCCUCCCCCUUCACCUCUCCACCUCCCUCUGUCUCCCUCACCCCCUGUCCUCCCUCUUUCCACCCUCUACCAUCUCCUCCACCCCUCCUCACCCCCCUCCUUUCCUCCUCUAUCUCCCCCCUCCACCCCCCCUCAAUUCCCCCUCCACUCUUCCUCCCUCAUCCUCACCCCCUCCUUUCCUCCUCUAUCUCCCCCUCCACCCCCCCCUCAAUUCCCCCUCCACUCUUCCUCCCUCAUCCUCACCCCCCUCCUUUCCUCCUCUAUCCCCCCCCCUCCACCCUUCCUCCUCCACCCUCCUCUCCACCACAGUUGAGUGCAGCACAGUGGCUCAGUGAUUAGCGCUGCAGCCUCACAGAAACACCUCCACCUUGUUUCUGUGUGGAGUUUGUAUGCUCCUCCCUGUGUCUGCGUGGGUUUUCUCCGGGUGCUCCGGUUUCCUCCCACAGUCCAAAGAC
Messenger RNA from Siniperca chuatsi (mandarin fish), 2262 nucleotides. Its product is annotated as vicilin-like seed storage protein At2g18540. Bases 621 to 1721 code for a protein of 366 amino acids. The record is from RefSeq and is a predicted model, not a curated record. The transcript has 2 exons. Lineage: Eukaryota; Metazoa; Chordata; Actinopteri; Centrarchiformes; Sinipercidae.